Messenger RNA from Peronospora matthiolae, 1761 nucleotides. The record is from the annotation of a GenBank genome assembly. Lineage: Eukaryota; Oomycota; Peronosporomycetes; Peronosporales; Peronosporaceae.
AUGCCUGCCGCUUGUUCAUCAGAUGGCCAUCUGAUGAACGUUUUGGAGCGUCCACAAGCGUGUGGAUGUACUACGAGUGAGUGCGAUGGCCUCACUUGUGGUACGGUCGUUAGUACGACUGCACAAAACCUUAGUGUACCAAACGGUUACACUUCGGAGCAAAGUUCCGGCGGCUGUGAGGAAACACAGGCUGCGCCGAAGGUCCACCACUCGAAUAAGUCGGGUGGACUGGGACAAAGAUGUAUCCCUAGCGGGGAACAUCUAGAAGAGAAACCAUCGAUCGCUCAGGUUAAGCGAAACGAUAAUCCUAGAUCGACUGGAGAGUCUUUCGUAGAGGAUCUCGCUGCGGUUGCGCAACCCCAGCUAGAGGAAGUAAAGGGAAUAAGUCCCAAGAUUACAAAUACGGCGGAAAUAAGUUCCCCGAAACCCGCGGGAAUAAGUCCCCGGGAAGACGAAGGAAUAAGUCCUUCGAAGCCUGAGGGAAUAAGUCCCCAGGAAAUGACAGAGACAUUAAAUGUCCUAGUCAAUAACGGAUCAAGUGUAGGCGCUUAUACACUUGAUCUGAUUGCGCCUCCGAAGUUAACUUCGGAGAUCACUCAGUUGCCAACGCUCGAACAUAAAAGGUUCUUGCGUGAUCUGCGUAGUGGCAAAGUCAAGCAGAUCUGCAUACUCGUCGCUGACGACGAGUGUGUAACCGACAUAAGGUCAGCAACAGUGUUCACUGAGAACGAGAGAGUUCUCAGUAGCUCAUCUAUGGACGAGAGUGUCCUAGAUGAAAAGACGCGAAUUGAGCGAUAUGACUCCCAAUCGUGGGAAUCGCUCAAGAAAAAUCCUCUCUAUGAAGAUUUGGUUGAAUUCAAGGAUGUAUUCCCUGAAACUGUUCCGUGCGAAUUACCGAAGGAUAAAGGUAUUCGACACGAGGUCGAGCUUAAACCAGGCUCGAAGUACUGUGUCAUGAAGCAGUGGCCACUGCCUCGUGAACAAGUACUUGCGAUCGACAAGUUCUUUGCCGAUCGUUUAGCUGCGGGCCAUGUGAGGGAAUCAACUUCCCCACAUAGCUCUCCGACCUUCUGUGUGCGAAAAGCAACAGGAGGGUGGCGGAUAGUGCACGCGCUCAACAAAUUGAACGCUGCAACGGUACCGGCUCAGACGCCGAUACCGAGGAAGGACGUAAUCAUUGAUGGUAUGUCAAAGAGUACCAUCUUUUCGUCCAUGGAUUUGAUGGAUGGCUUCUAUCAAAUCCUUAUGCGGGAACGGGAUAUACCCUAUACCGCAGUUAGCACGCCUAGCGGCAUGCUCUGGGAAUGGCUAGUAAUGCCACAAGGGCUCAGUAAUGCCCCUGCCACGAUCAACAGAUGUGUAUCACAUCUGUUGAGACCAGUACGAGAAUUCGCGCCGAGUUAUUUCGAUGACGUAUUCAUCCAUAGUCGAGCUAUGGAUGGAAAGUCGGACGUUGAGGUUCACAGGUACCACGUCCGACAAGUUCUUACAAUAAUGCGAAAGCAUCAAUUGUAUGCAAACCUCAAGAAGUGUAUAUUUGCAGCAAGCGAAAUACCACUUCUUGGGUGCAUCGUUGGUAAGAACGGUGUACGUCCUGAUCCCGAAAAGAUCAAGGCGAUCACCGACUGGCCUGUGCCGGUUGAUGUCAAAGGUCUUCGAAAAUUCCUUGGGCUAGCGGCGUAUUUGCACAAGUAUUCACGCAAUUACGCCGAGAUGACUGUGCACCUCUCUCGUUUGUUGAAAAAGAACGAGAGGUGGUAA